UUUUUUUUCCUACUCAAAUAUGAUUUUUAUUUUUUAUUUUUUUUGUUCUUGUGGUAGUACAUUUUAUUCCCCAAAAGUAUAUUAUUACAUGUAUAUCUAUCAUAUUAACAAUUGUACUUUUAAGUUAAACAAUUCAAUAUGAAAAUGUCCUUAUUUGUCAUUUUACAUAUUUAAACAGCUAUCAGCUAAUAACUAUUUACCAAACACUUUUAUACAAACUGCUAAUCCAAUCAGCUAGUCAAAACUGCUAAUUCAAUCAGCUAGUCAAACCUGCUAAUUCAAUCCGCUACAGCUAACCGCUAAUCACCAAACAGGGCCUAUAAAAACACGAAAACUUCAAAAAGUUAAGUAAUUUGGAAGUAAUAAAAAAAAGCUAACAUUUUUAUUACAAACGGGUUUCGAACCCUGUACCUCCCUCACUCAAUCAUAUAGCAUCUUACCACUUCUCCAUCACCUUCGUGACCACCCACGACGUCGCUUCUUCGAUCUCGUUCUCAGUCUCUCACCCCGUUCUCUUCCUCGACCACCCAGAUCAACCAGGCACCAUCCGCUGCCCCUACUUUCUCACCCUUUGCCGGCCACCCAAAGCGCCGCCCCUCCUCUCUCCAUGUUUCCCUUCCUCGAUCUCCCCUCACCACCCUCCCUCCCCUCUACUCCUCAAUAACUGGUGUUCAAUCCAUAUGCUUCAUUAGUGUUCUUUGGUAUCUCAAUCUUCAAACUUGCCUGACAAUUCUCCCUCCAGUUGAAUUAGAGAAAAUUAGAGAAAACCCCAGUUGAAUUUCUGGUCAUAAAAUGAAUUGGGGUAUUUCAAGGUUGAUAUUCCUAAAAUCAUUGCUUAAUUUCAUGGUAUUUGUGGUAAUGAGAAGCUAUGGAUUCAAUAUUUUAGCAAUCCCGUUUCUAUAUGCUUCUUUAGUGUUCUUGUUAGUUUCGAUUGCAUCAAAUCCUCAAAUAAAUCUUCCAAUGUUAUUGGGGAAGAACACAGAUGGGUCAUUCCCAAUUUGGUCAAUGAUUAUGUUUGGGCCUUUUCUGUUUUUUGUACGGAUGUUUUCUAGUAUUCGAAGAUUGUUGAGUCAUGAAGAGCCUUAUAAUGAGAUAUAUGAGGGUGUUUAUGUUGGAGGAUGGCCUUGUUCAUUUGAUAAGUGUCCACCUAGGAAUCCUGCUGUUAUUGAUUGUACUUGUGAAUUUCCUAGAAAACCAGAGUUUUCGAGGAAUGGGUAUUUAUGUGUUCGUACAUGGGAUACAAGGUCGCCUCAGCCGUCGGAGAUUGAGUCUGCUGUUAAGUGGGCUUGCAGGAAGCGAGCUCAAGGCGUGCCGGUGUUCAUUCAUUGUGCAUAUGGUCAUGGAAGAAGUGUUGCAGUAAUGUGUGCGUUACUGGUUGCUUUAGGAGUGGUGGAUAACUGGAAAGAUGCAGAAAAACUAAUUCAAAAAAGACGACCUUAUAUCAGAAUGAAUUCUCUCCAUCGAACAGCAUUGGAGGAGUGGGCAAAGCAUCGAUUAUCUCCAAUAAACAGGAAGGUUGAAACAGAUGUGAGUUCUGUCAUCUUGUCUAAUUCUAUCGAAAACAAGUAGCUUUCUUCUUUACCUUCCGUACUGUAGCUUUCUUGGACCCACCAUUCCAGGAGAAACUCUGGAAACUCAACACCUUAUGCUUAAGUUUGUCAAUAGCAGUUAAAAUUAACAGAAAUAGCUUGUGAAAUGUAUUUUUUAAGCCUUUCAUGGUGUUGAUACC
Spinacia oleracea (spinach) is the source of this 1729-nucleotide messenger RNA. RefSeq lists its product as uncharacterized. The coding region runs from base 793 to 1569 and encodes 258 amino acids. Lineage: Eukaryota; Viridiplantae; Streptophyta; Magnoliopsida; Caryophyllales; Amaranthaceae. The record is from RefSeq and is a predicted model, not a curated record. The transcript has 2 exons. Gene Ontology annotation, biological process: protein dephosphorylation.